UUUGGUGUUGGUAGUAAUAGUCUGUCAAAUUCUCGUCAAAUCCCGGAUUACAUGUAGUUUUUUAAUCGAUUUUCGUGUCCAAAACCCCGCAAACAACAACCGCGAAAUGUUUGGAGACGCUUUUAAUUAUAUAGCGUACGAUAAUCCGUUAUCGAAGGGGGUAGUAAUGGCAGCCAAGAGCACAUAUUCGAUACUGACUAACAGCAGAGAACCGGUAACUACAAUAAGAGUUAUCACUGAAAAAGUAUCAUUACACGAACAAAUGGCGCAACAUGGUCCAAUUUUAAAGAUUGCUGGAGCUAUGGGAGCAUUCGCUGUCGCGCUUGGAGCGUAUGGGGCACACAAAAAAUAUCCCAAAGAUCGAAUAGACGAGUUAAAAUCAAUUUAUGAAACGGCAAAUAAGUUUCAUUUCUUUCAUACACUUGCUUUAUUUGGGGUACCUUUUUCUAAACAACCCAAAGUAACUGCAACUUUAUUCGUUGUUGGAAUUACUUUAUUUUCUGGACCAUGUUAUUAUAGGGCUUUUACAGGAGAAAAUAAGUUUGGUAAACUUGCUCCUGUUGGUGGAUCUCUUUUGAUUAUAGCUUGGUUAUCAUUUAUGAUUUAAAAGGGAGAAGGGUUAGAAAUUUAUAAAGAUCUGCGAGUUCUUUUAUUAUACCUUUUCUUUUUUUAAGUUAAUUUAAUUGAUAAGGAAAAAUUAAAAUUAGAAUUGUGUAAAAGUGAAUAAAGGAAUGGAAUGUUAUUGAAUAAUUUA
Onthophagus taurus is the source of this 754-nucleotide messenger RNA. Its product is annotated as transmembrane protein 256. Gene Ontology annotation, cellular component: membrane. The record is from RefSeq and is a predicted model, not a curated record. NCBI's taxonomy places the organism in Eukaryota, Metazoa, Arthropoda, Insecta, Coleoptera, Scarabaeidae.